Molecule: messenger RNA, 1955 nt
Organism: Eriocheir sinensis (Chinese mitten crab)
Lineage: Eukaryota; Metazoa; Arthropoda; Malacostraca; Decapoda; Varunidae
Product: transcription elongation factor 1 homolog
Exons: 3
Coding region: 142-390 (82 amino acids)
Biological process (GO): transcription elongation by RNA polymerase II
Cellular component (GO): transcription elongation factor complex
Molecular function (GO): RNA polymerase II complex binding
Source: RefSeq, a predicted model, not a curated record
CCUUGGAGCCAAGAUCAAGAUCAAGACAAAUCACAAGUCUCCUGUGACAUCAAGAUCAAGCGCUACUUUGUUUACAAGCUGCGCGAGGCCGCCGCUGCUUGCCUCUGUGUACAAGGUGGAGAGAACUCCCGCCACGCCAGAAUGGGACGUCGUAAGUCAAAGAGGAAGCCACCCCCAAAGAGGAAGAACAUUCAGCCCCUCGACACACAGUUCAAUUGCCCGUUCUGCAACCACGAGAAGUCCUGUGAGGUGAAGAUGGAUAAACCGAGAAAUGCAGGGAGAGUCUCUUGUCGCGUGUGCUUGGAGGACUUCCAGUGCUCCAUCAACUACCUUUCAGAACCUGUCGACGUCUACAAUGAGUGGAUUGACGCCUGUGAGACCGCCAACUGAUCAAGAGCCGACUCACCUCCACCAUGGGGACGUGCGUUUUAGAUAGCAAAGUACCGUAUAUACUUACUUUAAAUUCAUCACCAACCCAGGGCGAUCGAGGACAAGCUUAACCCCAUAGAGAAGUACCAAAGCUGACUUGCCUCCACACUCUUACCUCUGCCAUGGGAACGUGCAUUCUAGAUAGCAGAGUAGCAUUCAUACUUGCAUUAAAUUCACCACCAACCCAGGGCGAUCGAGGGAUAGACUUAACCCCAUAGAGAAGUACCAAAACUGACUUGCCUCCACGCUGCUAUGGGAACGUGCAUUUUAAAUAGCAGAGUAGUGUACAUACUUGCUUUAAAUUCAUCACCAACCCAGGGCGAUCAUGGGACGAACUUAACCCCAUAGAGAAGUACCCAUUUAUAACCUCUUUCUAAACUACAAGCCCGCCAACUGUUGAAGAGCUUACUCUCCUCCACACUAACCUCUGCCAUGGGGACGUGUGUUUCAGAUAGCAGAGUACCAUACAUACUUGCAUUAAAUUCACCACCAACCGAGGGUCAAACUUAACCUCCCAGAGAAGUACCCAUUUCUAAGCUCUUCCUAGUUUUGGUAUGAGAAAUUUGUCAUCAUAUAGCAAAUUAGCGGACACACUUUAAUUUCAAUACCAGUCCAGGGCGAUUGAGGGACACUCUACCCCCCUCCCCCAGAGAACUACCCAUUUAUAAGCAUUUCCUAACCUUGGUAUGAAAAAUUUGUCAUAGAUAGCAAAAUACCAGACACACUUUACUUUAAAUUUAAUACCCCCCAGAGAACUACCCAUUUAUAAGCUCUUCCUAAACUUGACAUGAAAAAUUUGUCAGAGAAUGAACGUUUUACACAAGUAUAUAGUAAAUGUCACAAUCAACUUUCCAACCUUCCUAUAGGAUAUUGGUGCUUCGAGUCACUUCCGUUUGUUAUGGCAGGGUUCUUUAGAUCUCAUUGGGGUGUUUGGGCAUUGAUUUUUGGUCUAACAUUCAUUAUUUUUGUAUUGAUAUUAAAUGCACUUCGAAGCCAGUUAUUGUUUGUGAGUGCAUUUGAUAAAACUACUGGUAAAAAUGUUUGAAUUGUCAGAAACCAAUUGUAAAACGUACCUGACCCACGCUUGCUUGCUCCCCAGUGUUCCGUCAGGUCAGCUAAAUCAUAUGUGGACCAAAAGGGUUCCCAUGUACCAGUAUUACCCUUUGUUUCUAUGUGGUAUGUGGACAGUUGCUAUGUUUAUUUUCAGGCACAUAUCGCCUCAUACCGGUUGCCUUACAUUUCUUUAUUCUACAGUAACGAUGAUGGCAGUUUUACUAUAAUGAUAAAAUGUAUAAAUUCAGAUUUUAUUUACAGAAACAAACAUGGAUACAGAAUACACAUACAGUAGACUAUAAACACCCAGCACUGAAUUUAUAUUAAUACCUUGUCUGAAGUACGGCAUGUUCACCAAUUUGUAGACACUGACAAUUAGUACUUACUUAUAUCAGGGAAAAUAAACACUCCAGAAAACUGAUUUGAAGUAUUCAGAUGAAAUUUUGUUAGAAUAAAGAUUGGUUACCAAAUUA